AUGUCGCAUCUUGCCAUCUACCUCCUGGCACUAUCGGCACUGUCCCCGGCACUCUCCAUCCGCUCUCCUGCGGCUGGACUGCAAGACCUGGCCGCUUUCCCCAAAUAUGAGGUGCAGUUCCUCAACGAGCUUCCUCUGGCGGCGAGUGACGCGGACCGCUGUCGCGCCGAGGGCAUCGUGGUCGAUGAUGACUUUUUGGAGCUGCGUCCCCGAUCGCCUGCGACUAUUGAUGGUUCAGAGGGAGAGGGAGAGCAAGGGUCUUCCACAUCGCCGCCACCGAGGCCCAAGACGCUCGAGCUUGUGACCCUCCACUACACUCCGCCAGGGAGCGAUGGCGGGGCGCACACGUACCUCUGCGCUAUGCCUUCGACGAACACCACGGCAGAACAGUCCCAAACUGCGACACACCUGAAAGACGAGCCAGACCCGGAUCCCGUGGCGAGCUGGCAGGCUCUGAAGCAUCUCGACGGUCAAUGCCUCUACGCCCGCCACACCUGGUUCACCUACGCGUACUGCCAUAACAACUACAUUCGACAGUUCCGCGAGGCAGUUCACACGGUCCCGGCGCCGCCAGAGGGAUACACGCCAAAGGAGGACCCAAUGUUCGAUGCAUACACGCUCGGCCAGGCGCACCCGCAAAAGCGGAGCAAGGGCGCGCUCCCUCCCGGCCAGCGUCGGGGAGGUACCGUCGCCCAGCGUCAGGCUGCCCAAGCCCACGCUCAGGACCAUGGACACGGGCACCACGACGACCUCGCCCCCGAACAGACUGUGACUCUGGGUGUCAGUCCCGCUAGCCGAUACCUCGUCCAGCGGUGGACAGACGGCACGCGGUGCGACAAGACUGGCCGGCCCCGCGAGGUCGAGGUGCAGGUGCACUGCAGCAUGACGAGCGGCGACGCGAUCUACAUGGUCAAGGAGAUUGACAUUUGCAAGUACGUCAUGGUCAUUCACAGCCCGCACCUGUGCUCUCUGCCCGGGUUCCGUCCCCAGACCGCCGACGACAUUGUGCCCGCCCCCAUCCGCUGUCGCGAGGUCGUGGACGACGACGAGUUUACGCGCUGGGAGACCGAGCCGCACGUUUUCGAGGACGAAGAAGCGCGUCUGCGCCUCCCCGACCGCCCAGCCGAAGUCAACGUUGAGGCGCUUGCCCAGCAGGCCCAAAGCCAGGCGCAGGCCGAGUCUGCUGGCAGGAAGCUCAACCUCGCCAAUGGCGUGGUCGGCAUGGAAAGCCUCGGCCUUGACCUCCAACGCAAGCUCGAGGAGAUCAUCAAGAACUCGUACAGCGGUGGCGAUGUCAAGGACGAUGAGGCGCAUUACGGUGACGCCGGCGACGACGGGCACGUGGACCAAGUCUCGUUUGACGACGUUGCUGACAUGGUCGUCCUCACGUUCGCCGAAGACGAGGCCGGCGAGAUGCAGCCUGUCGAGGUUGACAGUGUGUUGCAUGUAUCCGGCGAGGAGAGGCGCGGGUUCCUGGAGAAACUGCAGGCUCUUAUCGACAAGGAACUGAAUGGCGAUGACGGCGAGGACAAGGCAGUCCGCAACGAGGAGAAGGUGAACCAUGAUGAGUUGUAG
Messenger RNA from Apiotrichum porosum, 1575 nucleotides. It is a transcript of the gene YOS9, whose product is annotated as Protein OS-9. The transcript has 2 exons. Bases 1 to 1575 code for a protein of 524 amino acids. Gene Ontology annotation, biological process: endoplasmic reticulum unfolded protein response; retrograde protein transport, ER to cytosol. The record is from RefSeq and is a predicted model, not a curated record. Gene Ontology annotation, cellular component: endoplasmic reticulum lumen. NCBI's taxonomy places the organism in Eukaryota, Fungi, Basidiomycota, Tremellomycetes, Trichosporonales, Trichosporonaceae.